Molecule: messenger RNA, 663 nt
Organism: Diorhabda carinulata
Lineage: Eukaryota; Metazoa; Arthropoda; Insecta; Coleoptera; Chrysomelidae
Product: piggyBac transposable element-derived protein 4-like
Exons: 2
Coding region: 1-663 (220 amino acids)
Source: RefSeq, a predicted model, not a curated record
AUGAGUACAAAAAUUUACGACUUUUCAAAACCAGAAGAUAUUGAAGAACUUACUAGUCUCGCUUUUUCCGAGGACGAAAAUUUACAAGAAGAUGUGGAUAACUCUGAUGAAUCUGAAACAGAAGACCACGUCGAGACAAGAUCAGUUGAUUCCGAGAUUGAUCAUGAUGAUAUGCUAAACAUGAUAGUUGAUUCCACAAAUCUAUAUAUAGAAAGUAUAAAAGCCAAAUUCAACCGUGAAAGAAAUUGUCGUCCCACAGACUUGAUUGAAAUAAGAGCAUUGUUUGGACUGUUAUACCUAGCAGGUGUAUUUCGAGGAGGUCACCGCAAUUUGAAAGAUUUUUGGGCAUCUGACGGGCUAGGAAUUGAUCUUUUCAAAAUGGCAAUGUCUGAAAAGCGCUUCAGAUUUCUACUCAGAUGUUUAAGAUUUGAUGAAAGGUCUACAAGAGAAGAAAGACGUGAAUUUGACAAGUUAGAAGCUGUUAGGAAUCUCUUCAGUAAUUUCAUUGAAAACUGCGAAAAACAUUAUCAUCUUGGGCAAAACGUGACCAUAGAUGAAAUGCUGCCAGCAUAUCUUGGUCGAUGUGCAUUUCGACAAUACAUACCAUCGAAACCAAACAAAUAUGGUACCAUCAGAUUGGUAAUAUGGUAUCAAAAUUUUUAA